AUGUCUGCACCCUCAUUCUCGUCGUUUCCACCUGCAUUCUCGUCAUUCCCGGAUCUAGAGUCUGGGCCCAGUGCGAGCUCUUCACAUUCUAGGGAGGGCCCAAAGCAGAGGGAGAAAAGUAAGAAGGACAGAAGCGAGAGGGAGAGGGAAAGGCGAAAACGUGAAAAACAUAAGCACAACCGAGUCGAGGUUGGUACUAAACAGAAAGACAGUGGUUGGACCAGCGAACGUGUGCAAGAAGACGAGCGCUACAAAGCAGAGGAGGACAGAAGACAGAGAGAUGACGAAGGCCAGUCAAGUUCACUUCCUCUAUACUUUUCGGAUCGCAAGGGAGAUGCUCUCAACGUACAAUACGGUGGCUUGCAUGCAGGAGAUAUUCCAAAGUAUCACUUGGUAAACCGCGGUAGAAAGAUUCUCGGACUCGAUAAUGCAUGGACCGUGGUUCAUAGAAGUGGUAAGGGUGUAGAAAUCACUGUUGGGAACAGAAGAAGACUCCCUACUCUGACGGAUUCGAGCUCCAGAGCCCUUUUGGCAGCUCCUCCAAAGCGAAGGCUAUAUGCUACGGCCAACGCUCGCAAAUACGAGGAAAUUGACGGCUUCUUGCGUCUACCCUCCGGUCGUGGUCGACAAAGUGAUCAAGCUUACCGAUCUAUCGCUGCCGCGAAGGACGGAGACUCGGACUCUCAGUCAUCUGCUUCCGAGUCAGAAGCCUAUGACAGCUCAGACGACGAUUCGGGUCCUCAGUUUAGUUCACAUGAGCUACGACUGAAAGACCUGGAGGGUCAGCUUUCUUCCGACUCAUCUUUUACGAACACUUGGCUCUCUUUACUCGCGCAUUCACUAUCAGCCAUUCCAGUGACAUCAAAAAAUGCAACCAAAGCUCGCUCUGAGAUAACACUUUCUAUCCUAUCCCGCGCCUUAUCUGCUCACCCACACAACGCUUCUUCCAAAGUCUUGCGUCUCAAGUAUCUAAAAGCUGGUGAGGAAGUGUGGCACGAAAGCAAACUAAAGGCUGAGUGGGAGAGCGCCUUGAAAAUAGGUGGGAUAGAGGUUUGGAUGGAGUGGCUAGGAUGGAAGAUUCGUAAAGCACUUGGAGGAAUCGAUGAUGUUGUAGAAGACGCAACGCGUGCUUACAAGGCUUUUGGUGACCGCGAAGAGGAUGAGAUUUCAAAGUUAAGGUUGUUAUGGCGAGUUGCUGUGGCUUUUGAACAAGCAGGAUUCCAUGAACGUGCAACUGCACUUUUCCAAGCUCAAGCUGAAUUGACUUUUCAGGCGCCAAAAUCACUUUUAGGGCAGUCAUUUCAAGCUAGAGUUGAUGCUCUUGAAGAAUUUUGGGAAUCUGAAACACCGCGCGCGGGCGAACCUGAUGCGAACGGUUGGGCUACUUGGGCGGUAGACCGUUCGGAGGAUGCCCUAGGCACCAAGAUAUCCACCAACCACAGCGCUUCAAUGCAAGUGGACUCUCAGAUGACCGAGCCAUACCAGGAAUGGUAUCAAACAGAAUCGACUUCUGACAAAACGAUGCGGCUGCCAGCUCGAUCGACCGACGAAAGAAGCGAAAUGGACCCGUAUGCCACUGUAUUGCUGUCCGAUAUUCGACCGCUGUUACUUCCGUUGAACUUCGCACGUUCUCUGAAUGUAUUUCGCCUCAUAUGGCUUUCAUUCCUCGGGCUUCAUAUACCUGGUUUCGUUGAUUCAUUGUCCGUUGGCUCGUGGGACGACCGGUGGUGUUUUACGCAUCUAACGGCACCGCAUAGCCUGUCGUCGAUAUUUCCGUCCAACGAAACGAAGGGGUGGCUGAUCGCCGACUCCCAUGCUGGUGUAUUGAUUGGGCGGGAGAAAGAGUACUCGAGCGCCUUUGGACCUGUCAAAGAGUGGCGUUUGGGCAUACUUGGACCUCUCGACUGGGUGGGCAAGGAACGCUGGCGUAUGUUCAUGGCACAUGAUAUCCAGAAUGUUGAUUGCGAAUUUGUGCGCGCAAUAUUCAAGCAACUGAGGUCUGGACUGGAUGAUUAUGAUUGGGAUGUAUAUGCGUUGGCGUUCGAGGCCGCCCUAAACCCGAAGGAUGCUACGAAGCUUUCGCGCUCAUUUUUAUCAACUGCCAGAGACUCGCUCCCUCACUGGGCCGCCCAUGCACGUCUAGAACGGUUACGUGGGCGUAUCAAUGAUGCGCGAAAGGUUUAUCAGACAGUGCUUACUGCCUCCCCUCUUAAUCAAACCAAUGCUUUUGUUGGCCAACUUUGGUGGGAUUGGACUGAGAUGGAAUGGGUUGACGGAGAUGAGAACGCUGCACUGCAAAUAAUCUCACGAUCGAUUGGUCUGCAAGGCUCUAAUCAUGUAACAAUCCUGCGGGCGAAGCGCAACCUCGAUGACGCAGCAAAGGCAAAUUUCAGCCGGUGGGAAGACCAAGAAGCUUGGGUCAAACUCAGAGCCACGAUUGAAGUAUUAACAUCAUCGCCUGCAGCUGCACUCGCGAUAUUCGAUUCGUACCCUUAUGGAGCGUCUGGCAGUGCCGGGGAGGAGGAUAAGAUCCGUGAAAGCCUAAUGACGGCCUCACUGACUAUGAUUUACAACCACACUGUAAUCCUACGGAGACCAUGUCCACCAUCUUUGUUAAGAGAGCGGCUCCAGAUUGCGGUCGAGGCCUUUCCUAACAAUACGAUCAUGUUGGGUAUGUUCUUGGAAAUGGAGAAAGGUCAGGGUGUGUGGGGUCGAGUCAGGAGUCUGCUUGGGCAAAAUACAGUUGAUGGGGGUAUGUGUGAGAAAGGUGUUGCGAGGAGAGCUGCGGAGGUGUGGAUUGCGGGGUGGGAAAAGGGGCGGUGGGAGGGCGAGAUUGAGAGGACUAGGAGUGGAUUGGCUGCUGCUGCUGAGAGUGAAAGGACCAGAGCUAGUCCUGUCAUCUGGCGUAUCAUUUUAGAGCUGGAGAUCCGAGCAGGUCAACUGCAGAGAGCGAAGAGUAUGCUGUAUAGGGCAAUUGGGGAAUGCCCACUAUCGAAAGAGCUAUAUCUACUUGCGUUUGGACCGUUGCGUUCUGUGUUCGCUCCUCAUGAGCUUAAUGGCUUUGGUGAUACAAUGGCAGAGAGGGGGGUAAGGAUGAGAGUGGGCCUCGACGAAUUUUUAGAAGGCCAAGAAGUGAUGAGUAGGGGGAGAGAGGAGGAUGAUAGUGACGCCGCCGAUGCCGAUGAAAUUGAAGAAGAAGCUCGGGAGAGAAGGCGACUGAUGCCAUACUAGUUGUAACUAUUAAAUGUUCAUUGAAGGAAAUUGACAAUGCUAGCUAGUAUUGGUGUAAUGGGUUUACAUUGUAUCCGAGCGCUGUCCAUUGUUGA
Molecule: messenger RNA, 3326 nt
Organism: Serpula lacrymans var. lacrymans S7.9
Lineage: Eukaryota; Fungi; Basidiomycota; Agaricomycetes; Boletales; Serpulaceae
Exons: 8
Coding region: 1-3231 (1076 amino acids)
Biological process (GO): negative regulation of RNA catabolic process; regulatory ncRNA-mediated post-transcriptional gene silencing
Cellular component (GO): catalytic step 2 spliceosome
Molecular function (GO): protein binding
Source: RefSeq, a predicted model, not a curated record